This is a messenger RNA of Aedes aegypti (yellow fever mosquito), 10405 nucleotides long. RefSeq names its product protein unc-80 homolog (gene unc80). The coding region runs from base 211 to 10092 and encodes 3293 amino acids. Gene Ontology annotation, molecular function: monoatomic cation channel activity. The transcript is spliced from 36 exons. The record is from RefSeq and is a predicted model, not a curated record. Gene Ontology annotation, cellular component: cation channel complex; axon. Gene Ontology annotation, biological process: monoatomic cation homeostasis. NCBI's taxonomy places the organism in Eukaryota, Metazoa, Arthropoda, Insecta, Diptera, Culicidae.
AGUCUGUCAAGGAAUCAGUAACCAUCUUCGGGAGCUUGUAACAAAAUGUCGCUUCACAUUCUGUGUCGUUUUAGUGCAAAUUAAAUCUUUCUAAAUGUGGAAUACUAGCUUUCCACAAUCCACCCUUCAACCUCUGCCAUCGCUAAAGAAGCUAUUCGUAAUCGUAACUGUUGCUUCGAGCGCCACUAGGGUGCUGUUCAGCACAGCGACAUGGCUGCAACCAGUGACACCACAAAUCCAAUGGACGAAGGACUACAGGACCUGGGGGUGCCGGUGCCGGUUCAGACAUUCCUUUGGCAACAAAUAGCCCCAUUCAUCCGACCCAAGCUAGGAAAACUGCAUGAAGCCAGCUGUAUGUAUUGUCAACAUGCACCUGGACAUCAUGAGCUCAAGGAGGCUUGUAAGUCAUUCGAAAAGUCGCUGGUACAAAACAUGUUCUAUGGCUUGUCACCAUCGCUUGAAUCGGCACUGAAAUCAAUUCCCCGAUGGAGACUAGUCCAGGCCGCUUUACCACACGUCAUGCACUGUGCCGGUGCACUCAUGCACAAUCGUGUUAAGGAUUUACAACCGUUGGGAGCAGCCGAGACAAAAAUUCUUUACACGCUUCAUUGGAUAUUACUGUUUGCAGCCGAAGAAUGUGCCGACGACGAUUUGGAAGCAAAUAAGGAAGUCAAAGUCAAACAAAGCUAUCUGUUCUCCAUACCCACUAUAUCGCUCUUCGUUUAUUUAUUUGCACCAAUUGCUCAUAUGCUGAAAGAAUCCGACUUUCAAAACAUACGUCUUGAAAAUGGUUUGAAAAUGUGGCAAGGAAUGUGGGAAUACCGUGCUCCAAACGCACCAUGUUUUACUGCUCCUGUAAAACCAAAAGCGCGGAAUUUUCUCAAUUCUGUCAGUACCACACCAUCUGUGGAAGUAUUUUCACCAAAAAAACCAGAAGCAGCGCAGCAAGGCAUUGACUCACCUCCCAGCAUUUCUUUUUCUGAGACUCCAAAGCAUGACGACGAGUUGUCCUACAUAUCAUCCCCGAAGGAUUCCGUCUUUCCGGAAACCAUUCCCGAGGAAGCAUCCAGUGUCGAAGAAGAACGGGUCGUUAUUUUCCAACUACCUGUGGGUGGUAAUUUAGCGGAUUCAUCCUUCUACACCGCUGACGCUAGCUUGCUGCAUCAAUCCACCAGUCGAAAAGGAGCCAAGCAGAUGCCUUUUGGCGGAAGAGAACGACCGGACAAAAUAGCGACUAAAUUUGAUUUCGACCGAAUUGACACGUACAGCAGAGGGGAAGAUUCCAAACCCAAAACAAGUUCUUCUACAGAACGAGAGUCACUGGAAACAGACCCCAAGUCACCACAGUGUACUAAAGGAGACGUCGCAGCGGCUACAUUUCUUGACGUAGCUGUGCUACGGUGUUUGUUCAUAUCCCACUGGCAAGAAGAUGGAGUUUACUGGAGUUUGCACUACUUGAAUAACAGACUACGAGAAAUCAGUGAAGAAACAUCGAUACCACCGUCGCAGCCUAGACGGCGAUCAAAUUCACUGCCGAUCCCUCAGAUAGAAAUUUCACUAUACCAAGGGCCAAACAGUAGCAACCGUGACAGCCCAAGCACGGGAUCGAUCAAUAAAGACUAUAUAGAAGUACCUGAACCACCGAUCAGUUCACUUCUCAUCGAUUCACCCUAUCAUGAGACGAAGCCGUCCAACGAAGAACAAAGUACCCCGACUGCCGAACGCAAAGGCAGCGAGAAAAAACGACGCGUAAAAAUGGCAGACUUGAGAACGCUAAUUGAAACACGUAUCCUUUCCAAGUCCGACCGAGGCCUGGAGAAAAUUGGUUUGGAUGUAGGAACCAACGGAAAACGACUUCAACAUUUGGAUUCCCAUCGCAGUUUGGACACAGGAGAGAAACAAUUAUCUAGGUCCGCUUCAAUGAUCUCUCGCGCACCUUCGACAAACCUUGUCAAAGGAAAAAGCAUGCCCAGUUUAAGCUGUCUUCUAGAUAGCGGAUUUCACAGGUAUGUCGAGCCACCCAAAGUUAUAAGAAAUCCACAGCCACCGGCCAACCCACGUCCAGUGCAACCAACUUCGCGUUACCCGAUCAUCACCGUUACCGAACAUACACCGACCCCAUCGCCUGAUUAUCUCAAACGACAGGGAUCCAUCGAUUCACAACUGGAUGCGCUCAGCAUUGGCGGCAGCACAGGAGUUUUCAAGAGCCAAAUGUUAAGAUCUCAUACUGAUUCGCAUAUAGGUUAUAACAGUGGAGCAGACGAAACCGAAGCCCCAGGCUCGAGUUUCUACAUUACCAAGGAGGGUGGCAUCGAUUACGAAAUUGUCCUUCUGGCGGUACAUUGUGUAUUCAAGCGCGACUCUAACAUUUGCACUUUACGAGUGCUGGAGACCGGAUUGAAUAUAUGUGAACUGUUGUUGGAUUUGGGAGUGCUGAAACUGGGUGAACAUGCCCACACGCUGGCAAUGGGGAUUAUCAAGCGAGCACUGCUACAUCUAGGGUGUCCUCACGGCUGCAACGAUGGAAACCGCGUUCCACCAGCCGAAGUGCUUCGUACCACAUGCCAUUCCAUUCUUUCCCGUCUGUUGCGGCAAGCCUCAAAACUAUCGAAAGCUUAUCUCCGGAGCAUGAUAAGGACAACGCAGUUGCAUGAGCUCAUCGAAUUCUUCCACGCAUUUGUUGGCUUUUGCGUAGAUCCAAGCUCGCUACUUUCACCGCUAAACCAUAAGAGACCAUCUGCCAUAAAAACGCUGACUCCUGAUUUUGGCGGUAUAUCAGGCGGACAGGGAGGAUAUGCAACAAAUUUUGGAAGUGGCCUCAGCGGAGGAGCUGAAAGUCAGGUAAUUGCUGCCGUGUUCAAGACACUGGUGAGCCGUUUCGUAGAUGCCUUGAAAGACUUGAAAGGUCAAGAAAACAUUGCUCUGUAUUGCGAUGUUCGUCAGUUGGUAACGUACGUGAAAGGCGCUCAUGGAGGGCCAUUUAGGCGUGUCGCUUUGAGCGGCAUAUUGGCAGUUACACCUAGACCCAACAAACAAGCUCCGAACAUGCAGACCACACGAGUUAUACGACAUAUACCGGCCAAUGACGCACAAACGCUUCAACAGGAUGAAAAGAAUCAACGGAAACUGGUGUUCAAGAAGAAAAGCACAUCUUCAACGUGUGCAUUUGUACCACUAUUAUUACAGAGUCUGUUGGAGACAGAGGGCUUAGAAGAGCAUUGCCGAGCAAGCCAGAGCCCUUUGAGUAAUUAUCGGCGAAAAGGAUUACCAACUAGACCCACGCUAACCCCAAGGCAUAGCGAAAGAGCUCUUCUCUCCGAUUCAACAUCAAGCUCUGAACGGAAUUCAGUUGGCAGAAUCAGUGGCAUAGUGCGUUGGUUUCGUGGAUCUAAAGAUCGUGAAUCUAUAGACCUGGAAUCUGGACCUAUGGGAGGCAGUACAGAAAUUCAGACCUCAUUCAUGAGAAAGGGGUCUCUUACAUUUCAAGCUAGAACUCGAGCUACUGAUGGAAUAGGAAAAUCUAUCCAACGUGCUAGGAAGCGUGUGGAACGUAGACUUGGACGAUUUGGGAUCGGCAAAGGCAAGAAGAAAAUGGGAGGGACCGAAGAUGUUUCAGGGAGCUAUUUCAGUCAUCGACCAUCACUAGAUAUGGGCGAAGGACCACGCGAAUCCGAAGUCGUAGUUCUGAAAGAAAGACGCCUUAUACCGAUAGAUCCCGUUCGCGAAGGCAUGGCAAGAUUCUCGUUUUUGCUGGAAACUUGUGCCCCUGGCUCUAUUCCUGAUCCGCCGUUGAUUGCCGCUUUGCUUGACCUGCCUCAGGCACCAAUCGUUGCACGCGCUGCAUUACUAAUGGAAUGCGCCCAUUUCGUGCAUCUUUGCAAUCGAGGACAGUGGCCUAGCUGGAUGAAGCAGAAUAUCCCUUCAUUCAGACCCUCGGGACCCGCAUUGGGAAAUAGAUCGUCAUUAGCAGCUGGUGCCCGGCGCAUUCACAUCCUUCAGAGAGCAGCAGGAAAAAUGUUCCAUCAGUGGGGAGAAGCGUUGGGUUUCCGCUUGGAUGAUAUGUUGACCAACGAAACGAAGCUACACGAUCAGGUUAAUGCUAGCCUUGUGGAUCCAGAAAAGCAAAAACAACUCUUGCAACAAGACGAAGAAGAAGAUUUUUUGGAUGAAUUGAGUGUAAACCCCCGCGGCAACGACUGUCCACCUGCACUGAAGCUGGUAGCAUGUAUUUUAUUGCUGGAAAUCACUGGGUUCCUCAGAGAAACCUAUCAAACCUUACCCAAGACAUCUAGAUUAUCCACGAAGGAAAAACAAGUCCCGUGGGAUAAAGUUUGUCGUGAAACCAACCGCCGAUGGUCGAUGGCUUUAAGUUCCAUGGGUCACUCUCAAACGUCCGCUCAAAGUCUACAAUCCAUCGCAGGGCAAACGGAGAGAAAGAUAUCAUUUGUCCUUCAAGAACCGGAUAACGAAUCGGAGGGCAGUAGCAACACCACUCUUACAAUACAAGGGGAAGAAGUCGUCCAACAAGCCCAAAAGCGUUCCAUUAGCACUACGAGAAACUUCCUAUUGCGACGUGGAACAUCCACAACACCUGCCGGUGGAUCCUUUAAACGAAGAUCAUUGAAGUUGCGGCGUGCACCUAAGGAUCUGAAGGAUAAUGACGAUUAUCCCGUGAAGCGAACCGAUUCGAUACAAUCACGAAGAAAGGUAUCUUCAUUAUCGGAUCGUAGCGACAAUUCUGAGCCAGGUCAAAUCAGUGGGGGUGAGGAAUCGCCGGGCAUUUUAAGUGACGAUCAGCCACCGGAGUCGCCAUGUGAUUCCAACGAUUCUGAUGAAACUGCUAAGAACUUGCCUUGGCUACGUCCGGUGAUUGCAUUUUUGAACUCGUUCAACUACUAUUGUGAUCAUCAAAACUUCUGUCAUCCAUACUGCUAUCGAAGACACAUGCGGGCAGCUACAAGACUGGUGAAGGCCGUACGUAAGGUAUACGGAGAAGAAUUUGGAUUGAUUCCAAUGGCAUUUACCCAUGUAACUGAAUCAGCAAAGAACAGUGCUCGACGGGAUCGAACCAAACAUGGUAGAAAGGUAUCCGAUCAAAGUUCUUCGCAGACAUCACCGUCUCGUAGAAAGGAUAGCAUUUCCAAACGCGAUAGAAUAAUUCAAGACGAUUCUGAGCCAAAUACGUCUCAGUAUUCACAACGCACUGAUGAAAGUAAAAAGUCACAAGAAUCUCCAUUGAUUAUGAAGUACAUAAAAAAUCAUGUUCGAGAAAUGUUUCACGUGCCGAUUGCAACUCUUGUGAAAGGAGCGUCCGUUUUGACUGAGGAGCAAUUUAUAGAAAUUAUACCCGUAGCCUGGGAGCUUCUGCUGGAAUCCAACCAGGAAGUGUCAGCAGCUUCCGCUGCUUUGUUCAUUUUGGCUUCGGUCAAAGCUCCCACCACAGCAUCGGAACUGAUGCAGCGUGCCAUGAAGCAUAAAAAUCCAAACGUACGAGUGGAGGCUAUGCUUAGAUAUCAAGUACUGUGGAAAAAUCGCUUCCAAGUGUGGCCACGGAUGGAGGAAGGAGCUCAUUUGUCAUUCAAAGUACCACCACCUGGUAUCGAGUUUACGCUUCCAUCGCCUAAAAUUGGAAUUGAAAGCCUACCCGUAGUUGAUCCCCCUUGGAGUCCUCGACAGCAAAACAAGGACAUGGAAGUGACACUGAAUCAAGAGAGACAUCGAUCGCUCGUCACGGCUACAAAAACUCGUAAAAAGCAGCAAACGGAAGCCAUUCGCCACGCCAUCCAACAACAGGAGGACAAACAACGUUCCGAAAGGCAAAGUUUCCUCAUCACCACUAUCCCGAUAACACAGCAGGCAGCAUACGAGCCAGGUCUCGAUCAUGGCCCUGGCGAAGAUCACAUGGAAGAGGAAGAAGAUGGCGCUCGAUCAGCGAUCCAUAUGCAUGCCGCCCACUCUGUCUUCCCCUCGUGUUUGUGUUCUUCGGUAAUGCAAAUUGUGGCCUGUCUCGAUGAUGCCGCUGUAAAUGCAGAUGGACAGGCCGUCUACGAGACAGCCUACCAGGUCAUUUGGAUAUGUUUGGUGGAGGAUUCAGCCCUGUUUCUACGAUACGUGCUUGAGAGGCUAACCCGAGAUCACCAGGAUCAAAUGUUCAAAUUAUUGAGGCAUUUAAUUCGAUUCGUACCCAGAUUGCCCCAGCAAGCAGCAUUUGCGUUGUACAAUUACAUCAUCGGAUAUGUAAUGUUCUAUGUUCGAUCCACACACGAGUGCAGUCAACAGUUGGUUGGAUCGGCUUUAUCAGUAUUGUGGAUGGUGGUACAUAGUGUGCACGGAAUUAUGUUCAAAGACUUGAAGCAAAUUUUGCGAAAAGAACAGUGUGAUGCAUCCAUCCUGCUGACCGCCAACGUACCAUCUGCUAAGAAAAUUAUUGUUCAUGGACCAGAAGAUGAAGGUGGCAUCCCAUCUCAGUUUCCCGUUCAGGAGGAUACCCAGUUUACGCAGCUGCUGACAGAAUCGCUGGAUUACUUCGGCAUUGAUGAAAAGAAGCUCAACCAGUUUGUACUUGUGGACUACAAGACUCAACAGAUAUUGAAUCCCAAUUGGUAUGUGCGAGACUGGUACUUCUUCAAGCGAUCGCAAUAUCCACAGCUGAAGUUAAUCGAAAUGAAACCAGAAGAAGCUUUCAAUGCUCUGCAAAAACAAGAAUUGUACAAAAAGUUUGUGGAAAUAGGAAAGGUGCACUUGACUUGGGCCAUUUUGAAGAACGUCGACAUGGUCGUACAACGUGUGGUGUUUCUACACGAGGAACUCAUGAAGCUACCAUCGUUUCCAAGAAAGGCUCUGGAGGUAGAUUUGGACCUUCAUCAAGGAGGGGAAUUCGGUAAAGAACUACUCGGGCUCGAUGUGCUGCACAAGUUUAUGUGGGUUCGCCUAAUUGCCAGAAUGUUCGAAGCAAUGGCCGGAAACUUUGCUUACUCAGCUGAUAUUCAGUUGUUCUUGAAUGUGCUUUCUGGAGCCGCUUUACUUCACUCAGAAGAUUCGUGUAUUAUGCGAUAUGUUACAGCAACUUUUAUAAACGCUGCAUUCAAUUUCAAGAACAUUUUCUCUACCAAUGGAUACUUCAUGAUAAUGCCAACAUUACUUCAAGUGUAUUCAUUACAUCAAACGAACAAGUUGGUGACAACCACCAUCGAAUAUGCAGUGAAACAGUUCUACUUGCUUAACAGAAAGCCUUUUAUUCUACAAAUGUUCGGAUCGGUAUCAGCCAUUCUUGAUACAGAUGAAGAUGGUGCAUACGGCGAAGCACACAAGGUACAAUCCAGUUGCCUAUUCAACUUGCUGUUGAGUUUAGAGACACCAUCACCGGAUCCUUUAAACAUUGCUGAGUUAGUCAAAGAACCCAAACCACUGAAAGCCAUAGACUUUUGCUACCACGACGAGGAUGAAAUGGUAACUGUAUUGGACUGCAUAACACUAUGUGUCAUGGUUGUAUCUUAUUCAGCUGAGAGCACCAGAGGAUAUCAGAUGUUGAUAAUCCUGGAAGCCAUUCUACCUUGCUAUAUGCAGCAGAUUCAGUCGCCUAGUUAUGUGCCACUGGAGGGAAAAUGUGAAAGAGAUAUUAUCCUACAGUUGGCUGUUGCUAUUCGCACCAUGGUACACAACUGCGAGGGACUUUCAAAGAGCUACAACGGUCCGUUUCGCAACAGCCCGGAGCACAAAGGAUCCAGCCAGAGGAACUGUUCCCGAGGACCACCUUGCUCGCCUGGUCUAGAUUUUGAGGAAGAUUCACACUCCAAGUAUGUCAGUGAUGUAGGUAGAACCAAGAUCCUGAACGAGUCCGUCGAAGAUUCGGAAACCAUUAGAGCCGAAUACCGUAGACCACGCGAUGUUUUACUGUCCGUAGUGGGUGAAUUCAUAACACGAUCAACCACUCGGUUGAAUGAACUUUCGCGAAAGCAAGGAGAUAGUAAACCAGUGGAACUACUAGAUGUGAAGUGUCACGUGCGAUUGGCAGAAAUUGCUCAUUCGCUGCUCAAAGUUUCUCCGUACGAUCCGGAGUCGAUGGCUUGUCGAGGACUACAGCGUUACAUGCUGUGUAUCUUUCCAAGAGCCGAAUGGGCCGACGAUCAUGGAAUGAAGCCAACCUUGGUAACUAUACUACGUCGGCUAGAUAAGGUAUUUUUGAAGAUAUCCAAGAAAACUUCUGUUAGGCGCAAUACUGAUUGGGAGGCGGCUGCCGGUUUACUUAAAGGAGUAUACGAGUCUAUCGUUCGCUAUCCACAUGUUCUACAAUGGCGUGAAAUGAAAUCACUUCUGACAACCAUUCAAAAUCUUAUCGUGAAUGAACCUGGAAAUUUUCCCGAAGGAGUUUCGAGUGCCGGAGCAGCUCUGAUGUCCAAGAGUCCUCCUCCAUUCUUUUGUUCGCAGGUCGUUCGUUUAGUUGCACUUCAGGUGGUUAGCCCUGUGGAUUCUAUAUCGCUUGGGUUAGAACAAAUUUGUGGAGGAAAUGCUGAAUUUCCUACUCAAGAAAAGGCUGAAGCAUUUUUGAUGCAUCUUCUAAUGCCUCUAUGUCUCAAAGUGUGUAGUGGUCGCAGUAUUUCCGAUAUCGGUGAACUCAAACAGUCAGACAUUUCUUUUUUGGUAACGGCAGUUCUGAAUGCUAUGAGCCCCGUAGCUGGCCGAACUGCUCAGAUUGGUGCACAAAGUAACCGUACUGGGGCCGACAUCCGUGCUGGUUCCCUGACCUUUACGGGAAGUCGUGAUGCCAAGCGUCCAGCCAAAAUAUCUAACUCACUGUAUCAGGCUACAUUUUUGGCACUGCGUGUUUUGUGCAUUUGCUUCGAAUCCAGACUUUCCCAUGAAUGGCCCCGUAUUGUACGGGUGAUGCGGGACUUGGGACGUCGCAACGAGGCUGCUCCGGAACUAUGGAGCUUUUUGGAGUUCGUUGUUACUCAGAGGACUCCUCUGUAUAUUGUUCUGAUGCCUUUCAUAUUACACAAGAUCUCGCAACCGCCUAUCGGGGACCAUGAGCGUCAUAUGCAAUUUUUGAUUAGAGAACGGAUGAGAGGUAUGGCGGCCCCAGGGGGAGUAAAAUCCAGAGGUGCCAUAUUAUUGGAAUUAGCCAGGGAAAUCAGAGAUCUACGUGAAGAACUGGAAGAAAAACGUUACGAUCGAGAUCCAGUGCCACAAGAAGCACCACGUCGAGAAACUUCCAACGUACCUAUUCCUCAAGAGCUACCGAAACACCAGCAACGGCCGUCACUAAUUUCUAUGUUUACUGGAGGACCACAAGCUCCAAGCUUUUCAUCAUUUCAACAAGAUUCUCGGAGUGGAACCGGAGUAUGUACCCCAAGUGAUACAUUAUCUCAACAAACAUUACAUGCACCCAGAGGUGAAUCGCUAUCAAGCUCCACUACCACAACCAACAAAGACAUAAUGAUGGCUGACAAUCAGAGCGGCGACGGAAUCACUCUAACCCCAGUAAACGUUCCUGAAGGAUCAGUAAUACGCCAGGUUCCCAUAUCGAGCAUUUUAUCAGAGGGCGGAGCUCCCUUGCUUUCUCAUUCAAUAUCUAUGCAACCAUCAAGUAAAGUUCAGCCUCCAAAACUCCGAUUUGUCUCUUCGGUUGAGUUCAAAACAUCUUCGGGUGAAACUUCUACAACGCCUCUUUCGCCGGAUAGUUUGGCAGAUGAAAGCUCUGGAGAUAAUCAGAAACACCGUUUACAACGCUCCCGAGCUCAAAGCCGCAAGACAUUCCGCUGUCGCCGAGGAACAACGCGCGGUAACAAUCAUGGAACGGAACCACAUCAACCGCCGCCGGUGUCAUCUGUAGUGGGCAGUCACGUGCCACAUACCGUUCCAACGGAACCAUCUGAAGUCAUUAAUAAAAACAUCACCGCAGUAGGGGAUCUCUCCUGGGAUUCCGUAUCGCAAACGUCAUCCACUUCAGGAUACCGCGAUAAUUAUAGUCUGCAAACAGGCUUACUUUCACCGGAUGGCUCAUUAACCGGAACCGCCCUUGGUGGCCGUUCGUCCUCGCAGCAUUCGUUGUUGAUGUUGUUUGAGACGCAGGAUGAAGAUACGUUGAUUUAAAAAGUUUUAUAUGCAUAUUAUAACUGUUGAAUAUGCUUUUAAACAAAUUUUAACGCAGAUUUUAACCCCAUUAACCGCUAGUCGUUAUUGUAGUGCAAACCAGAAUUGCGGCUAUAAAGAAAUUACCCUUUCAGUGAUGUUCUUGGUGCGAGUCGGUUUAUAGGUAGUCUAAGCUAAGGCUAUCUUCAGGAGAGUUACAAGUCGUGGAAUGUUCAAAAUAAUAUAACUUACUAUACGAUUUGAAAUCCUGCUGAAGACGCUUUAAGAUUGUAAAUGUAUAUUUCGGUCAAAAAUAAGAUAGCUUCCUCCCUAA